Messenger RNA from Saccharomyces paradoxus, 2073 nucleotides. It is a transcript of the gene TMN2, whose product is annotated as Tmn2p. The record is from RefSeq and is a predicted model, not a curated record. The transcript has a single exon. Gene Ontology annotation, biological process: vacuolar transport; protein localization to membrane. Gene Ontology annotation, cellular component: endosome; fungal-type vacuole membrane. Lineage: Eukaryota; Fungi; Ascomycota; Saccharomycetes; Saccharomycetales; Saccharomycetaceae. Bases 1 to 2073 code for a protein of 690 amino acids.
AUGAUAAAUUUUGAUGGUUAUAUUAAGGCACGUACUGAUAACAAAUAUCCGGUAAUGAAACGAAGUAUUUGGCUGGUACUUUUUUUCUAUGCUACUUUAACUAAGGCAUUUUCUUUGCCAGGUUUAUCUCCCACAACAUAUCACUCAAAUGAUGAAAUUCCACUUUUGGUGAAUCGCUUGACCCCAUCAGUUUACUUUCAGCAUCAGGAUGAAGAAGGUAAUGAUGUUUCAAGCGAUAAAGAACAUUUUCUUUACUCCUAUGAUUACUAUAAUGAGAGGUUUCAUUUUUGCAGACCAGCACAUGUUGAGAAGCAGCCGGAGUCGUUGGGUUCAGUCAUAUUUGGUGACAGAAUUUACAAUUCCCCAUUCCAGUUGAGGAUGCUAGAGGAGAAGGAAUGUGUUGCCCUUUGUAAAGCUAUGAUUCCCGGAAAAGAUGCCAAGUUUAUCAAUACACUUAUUAAAAGUGGAUUUUUUCAAAACUGGCUCGUGGAUGGAUUGCCAGCAGCAAGAAAAGUUCACGAUAGCAGAACAAAAACAAACUAUUAUGGCACAGGAUUUGAGCUAGGCUUUACAGGUGUUAAGCAAACCGUUGACGGUAAGACAAUUCCCAGCACAAUGGAAGAACUUAGUUCAGAGAUUUCAAGCGCGGAUGCUACAUUAGAUGCUCGAGAACCCAAGAAUAUUAAGCCCAAUUUAGUCAAAACAGUAGAAGUACCUUAUUUUGUGAAUCAUUUUGAUAUUGAAGUGGAAUUUCAUGACCGUGGUAACGAUAAUUACCGUGUUGUGGGUGUCACUGUAAAUCCUUUAUCUAUCGAAAGAUCGUCACCUGGUGCAUGUUCUACAACGAGGAAGCCUCUGAUUCUAGACGAGGAUAAGGAUAACGAGGUUUACUUUACGUAUUCUGUUAAAUUUAUUGCUUCUGAUACAGUUUGGGCUACGAGAUGGGAUAAGUAUCUACAUAUCUAUGACCCCCAAAUACAAUGGUUUUCAUUAAUAAAUUUUUCCGUUAUUGUUAUUUUGUUGUCUUCUGUCGUCAUGCAUUCCCUAUUGCGGGCUUUGAAAAGCGAUCUUGCUCGUUAUAACGAACUUAACUUGGAUAACGAAUUUCAUGAGGAUUCUGGUUGGAAACUGGGCCAUGGUGACGUAUUUAGAACUCCAUCUAAGUCGAUGCUGCUAUCUGUUCUUGUGGGUUCAGGCGUUCAGUUAUUUUUUAUGAUAAUGUGUAGCAUUUUUUUUGCCGCAGUAGGUCUCGUAUCGCCUGUUUCCAGAGGAUCCUUGCCAACUGUAAUGUUUGUUCUUUAUGCAUUAUUUGGAUUUACAGGAUCCUAUACCUCAAUGGGUGUCUACAAAUUUUUCCAUGGACCAUAUUGGAAGGCAAAUAUGAUAAUAACGCCAAUAUUGCUUCCUGGUGCGAUUUUUCUAGUAAUUCUAGUAAUGAAUUUUUUUCUGUUAUUUGCACAUUCCUCAGGCGUAAUCCCAGCGAGUAGCCUAUUCUUCAUCAUUUUUCUAUGGUUUUCAGUUUCUAUUCCAUUGUCUUUUGCGGGUUCAAUUAUUGCCCAUAAGCGGUGUAAUUGGGAUGAGCAUCCAACUAAAACAAACCAGAUUGCUAGACAGAUUCGAUAUCAGCCUUGGUACCUGAGGACCGCGCAAGCGACUCUAAUCGCUGGGAUUUUCAGUUUCGGAUCAAUAGCAGUUGAGUUGUACUUCAUUUACUCCAGUUUGUGGUUCAACAAGAUUUUCUAUAUGUUUGGAUUUUUACUUUUUUCAUUCUUAUUGUUGACCUUGACAACCUCAUUGGUAACGAUUUUGAUCACAUAUUACUCGUUAUGUCUAGAAAACUGGCUAUGGCAAUGGAGAAGCUUUAUCAUCGGUGGUUUAGGAUGUUCGGUCUAUAUGUUCAUCCACUCCAUACUAUUUACAAAAUUCAAACUUGGUGGGGUCAUUACAGUCGUGCUGUAUUUUGGAUAUUCAUUCAUUAUAUCCGCAUUAUGUUGUGUAGUCACCGGGGCAAUUGGUUUUUUUAGUAGUAUGUUCUUUGUUAGAAAGAUUUACUCUGCUGUUAAAGUCGAGUAA